AUGGACAAACGCUACCUGGCCUCAGUUGAGAAAAAAGUAUAUAACAGAGAGUAUGAAGUUGUAAGCGUACUUAUGGUGAGCGAAAUUCAAACCGUUCUUGCAAACACUCAAUUCAUAGUCCCGUUUGAACGAAAACGAGUAGACAGUGCACAGUCCUUUAUACACGAGGAUAUCGUCCCUCCGUCUUCCUCGACAGAUAAGAAGACACAUAUCUCUAUACCAGAAGAGAAGAUAGUCCGUCGAGAGAAACCAACCGAAGUGCCCUACGAAGACUUGGAUGAAUGGGCACAAUUCUUUGAGCAUGAUUACUUGCUCGAUCCGAUUCCAGUCCCGCUCAUGCGUUUUGGCAAGCGAAAAACAACAUCUGACAUCUCGGAAGUAAAAACAUUCGCAGCUCCGUCGAAAAAAACGAAAAGGCAAGAUCUUUCAACAAUGACGAAAAAGAAGGCUAGGAAAUCCAUCUGGCGGGGUCGACCCGUAAAACCAUCGAGGCCAAUAUUGACGGUCAAAUCUUCGCCGGAACGAUAA
Molecule: messenger RNA, 528 nt
Organism: Paraglomus brasilianum
Lineage: Eukaryota; Fungi; Glomeromycota; Glomeromycetes; Paraglomerales; Paraglomeraceae
Source: the annotation of a GenBank genome assembly